AUGGAUUGGAACGACUACCACACUCUGGAUGUCAUACAUGGAUUUAUGGAUGACCUUGAGUAUGACUACCCUUCAAUAUGCACUGCUGGAGCUAUUGGGAAAUCACUCGAGGGAAGAGAUCUAAAGAUACUCAAGAUAUCGAACAGUGACACAACCAACGCAUGCGUGUGGAUAGACGCGGGCAUACAUGCGCGGGAGUGGAUCGCCCCAGCCGUUGCCACGUACAUCGCCAACCAUAUUGCGACUAACUUCAAUACCAUGCCUAACAGCGUUACUAACAAAGACUGGUAUUUUCUUCCAGUAGUAAAUCCAGAUGGCUACGUGUACAGUCACACUGUGAACCGUUUGUGGCGAAAAAACAGAGCCUGGCAUGCCGGGGAAUGUGUGGGAGUCGAUUUGAACCGAAAUUUUAGCUCCGGUUGGGGUGGAAAGGGCUCGUCGGGAAACCCAGCGAACGCGUUCUACAGAGGACCAGAGGCGUUUUCCGAGCCGGAGUCAAGUGCUAUGAGGGACAUGUUGAUAAAUACGGGAAUAUCGUUCAAAGUGUACAUCACUCUACACAGCUACGGCCAGGUGAUCAUAUUCCCGUUCGCCUUCAAGGAAGACCUGUGCCCGGACUAUGUGAGGUUGCUGGAAGGAGCUACGGUCAUGUCGAAGGCUAUCUACGAAGCCAGCGGCAAUACUUACAAGGUGGGCAUAUCCAGGGAUGUAAUGUAUGGUGCAGCCGGUACCAGUAACGAUUGGAGCUACGGUGAAGCCGGUAUACCCUUCUGCUACCUCAUAGAGCUGAGGAGUAGGAAGCACAAGUUCAAGCUGCCUAAGGAAGAAAUAGAAGAAACAGGGAACGAGAUCUUGAACUGUGUGAAGGCGCUUAUGGAGUUUGUGGACAAACACCCGGUGGAUAAAUUGAAGAAUAUCAAAGUGGCACCAAUCAGUGAUAAAACCCAAGUAUGGGAGGUAAAAUUUGUUAGGGAGGGGCAAAGAUAUUUCGUCAAGUCUCUGGACACAGUGGGCGCAUUAACGAUCUGGAAAGAAGAACGCAGCACGAUGGAUAUAAUGGUGGAAUCCUCCCGAUCCUCACAAGUGGCUGGUAUGCUCCACGAAAGAGAGAUCCCCUUCUCGGUGGCCAUUGGCGACGUGGGUCUGAUGAUGGAGAGGGAACAGGGCGGCUCUUUUUCAAAGAAUAACAGAAGAAACUCCGCAGAAAAUCGUAACAAGAUAAGACGGCAAUCCGUUACAUUACCGCGAAAAAGAUUUCACCCAGGCAGAGGCAUGGAUUGGAAGAACUAUCACCGAUUGUAUGCCAUAUACAACUUCAUGGACAGCUUGGUCCUGGAAUACCCGUACUUGUGUAGUGUGAGUGUCAUCGGAAAGUCAGCUGAAGGAAGGGAUAUAAAGAUGCUCAAAAUAUCCAACGGCAACCGGGACAACGCGGGCGUGUGGCUCGACGGGUCGAUACACCCGCGGGAGUGGAUCAGCACAGCAGUCGUCACCUUCAUAGCUGACCGGAUCGUGAGGACCUUCAACGAGCAGCCGGAGAGCGUCACUAAUAAGGACUGGUAUAUCCUCCCAGUCAUGAACCCAGACGGCUAUGAAUACACGCACACGCACGACCGCAUGUGGCGGAAGAACCGCGCGCGCUACGGCGAGUGCGUCGGCGUCGAUUUGAACAGGAAUUUCAGUUACGGUUGGGGAGAGAAAGGAGAAGAAGGCUCUUCAGAAGAUCCAGGGAACAUAUUCUACAGAGGCCCUAAACCUUUUUCGGAACCAGAAACUGUUGCAGUGAAGAAAGCGAUCCUAGAGUCGGAUACGACGUUCAAAGUGUUCCUGUCGUUCCAUAGCUAUGGUGAAGUGAUAAUUUUCCCAUGGGGCUACACCGGAGACCCCUGUCCGGACUACGUCGAGAUGCUUGAGGGUGGCACUGCCAUGGCGAAGGCAAUCCACGACGCCAGUGGUCACACCUACAAAGUGGGCAGCACAAAAGACCUCAUGUACUUCGCUUCUGGCACCAGUACAGAUUGGAGCUACGCAGUCGCCAACAUCCCCUACUCAUAUAUGGUAGAGCUACGAGGGAAAAAGCACCGGUUCCUUCUGCCCAAGGAAGAGAUCGUAUCCACGGCAUCGGAGGUCUACAGCGGUGUGAUGAGACUCAUGGAUUUUGUUGACAGACGGUGUAAAGGCGUUGGGAACUGUGUUUGCCCUAAAUAGAGCCCUUUAAAUAAGAUCAAAAUAGUUUUACAAAAUGAAAGUGAUAAUGUUAACUUUAUACUCAUGUGAUUUAACCUUAAGAACGCCAUUGGUUUCACGUAAAUGUAAAAGAUCUAAUUUGUACGUAUGUCAAUAUUUCUACCUAACACGUCCUGUUAAUAUUAAGAGCAAAAAGUAAACAAAGCAAGAUGAGGCGUAAUUUUUACAAUUGCGUUUUAAAAUGUAAUUUAAAUUACGAAAUACAAUAUUUAGCAAAAU
Molecule: messenger RNA, 2466 nt
Organism: Ostrinia furnacalis (Asian corn borer)
Lineage: Eukaryota; Metazoa; Arthropoda; Insecta; Lepidoptera; Crambidae
Product: carboxypeptidase A1
Exons: 15
Coding region: 1-2208 (735 amino acids)
Biological process (GO): proteolysis
Molecular function (GO): metallocarboxypeptidase activity; zinc ion binding
Source: RefSeq, a predicted model, not a curated record